Messenger RNA from Cariama cristata (Red-legged seriema), 1140 nucleotides. RefSeq names its product signal-regulatory protein alpha (gene SIRPA). The annotation marks the transcript as partial. The record is from RefSeq and is a predicted model, not a curated record. Gene Ontology annotation, cellular component: plasma membrane. Lineage: Eukaryota; Metazoa; Chordata; Aves; Cariamiformes; Cariamidae. The transcript is spliced from 7 exons.
GUUGAGGUGUUGCAGCGUGGAAAGGGCACGGCGGUGUCUGUGCACGCCAAACCCACCCCCCCGGUCGUGUCCGGGCCCGACCAGAGAGCGGGGCCAGGGCACUCGGGGCCUUUCACCUUGCAGGCCGGAGGGUUCUUCCCCAAAAACAUCAGCGUGAAGUGGCUCAAGGACGAGGCCCCGAUGUCGGCUCAGCAGCUCCAGAUCACCCCUGGGCGGACGAAUUCCUCCUACAACAUGUCCAGCACCGUGACGAUGAUGCUGCAGGAGGACGACGUCCGGUCGCAGCUCGUCUGCGAGGUGCAGCACCCCACGCUGACGGCCCCGCUGAGGGGGGGGUACCCGCUCCGCAAAGCGCUGCCUCUCUCCCCAGUUUCCCCCAAGGUCCGCGUGGUCUCUGACCCACCGAGCCCCGUGGAGGUGAACAAGACCGUGAACUUCACCUGCCACGUGGAGGGGUUUUACCCGGGAGAUGUGGCCGUCACCUGGCUGGAGAACGGGGUGGAGAUAAAGGUGGAGAACAUCUCCCAGCCGGUGGAGACCCGCCGGGGCUUGUUCAAGCUGAGGAGCCUGGUGGAGGUCCAAGCGAUGGAGGAGAAGAACGGGUCCGCGUUCACCUGCCGCGUGGUGCACGAUGCCCAGGAGCCCGUCAGCGGGACGGCCGCCCUGCGGAUCGCUGCCCCAGCCAGGGAGGGACUGAGCGACUGGUCCCAGACAGGUGACGAGAAUUUGCUCUACAUCUAUAUCGUGGUGGGAGUGGUCUGCACUGUGCUGGCACUGCUGGUCGCUGCAAUUCUUUACCUCAUCCGGGCAAAGCAGAGCAAGGGUAAAAGCUCGCCGUCUGCUAGGUUACAUGAGCCGGAGAAGAGCAGCGAGGCCACUACCCAGGAAUCCGACCCCAACAACCUGACCUACGCAGACCUGAACUUCGACAGAGAGAGGAAGACCAUCCGCCGGAUGGUGGAGAUGAGCCAGCAGUCGGAGUACGCCUGCAUCCAGACCAACCAGGCACCCACCAGUGACGACAACCUCACCUACGCCGACCUGGACAUGGUGCACCUCAGCAAGGCACCCAGGCGACCAGCCCCGCACCCCGAGGAGGCCAGCUCCGAGUACGCCAGCGUCCAGAUCCCGAGGAAGUGA